AUGACUUCACCCUCCUCUAGACCGAGGCCAAGUUCAAAACCUACCUCAAAGCCAAAUUCAAAAUCAAACUCAAAUUCAAAUUCAAAUUCAAAUUCGAACUCAAAUUCAAACUCGAAUUCAAACUCAAAUUCAAACUCAAAUUCAAAGAACAACUCAGGAUCAAAUUCAAAGAACAACUCAGGAUCAAAUUCAAAGCACACCUCAAAACCAAAUUCGAAGCACACCUCAAAACCAAAUUCUAAUUCAAAUUCAAAGCAUACCUCAAGACCAAAUUCAAAACCUACUUCAGGUUCCAAAAACAGCUCUAGACCAAAACCUUCGAUUGUAAUUCCAAGCGGCAAUAACGGAAAUAAUGGGAAUAAUGGAAAUAAUGGAAACAACGGUAAUAACGGGAAUAACGGAAACAAUGGAAAUAAUGGAAACAAUGGAAAUAAUGGGAACAAUGGGAAUAAUGGAAAUAAUGGGAAUAAUGGAACCGGCAGUAAUGGAAAUAACGGAAACAAUGGAAAUAAUGGUAAUAAUGGAAAUAACGGAAAUAAUGGGAACAACGGGAAUAAUGGAAAUAACGGAAACGGUAACACUGGUAGCACAGGUAAUACCGGUAGCACUGGUAGCACUGGUAACACUGGUAAUACUGGUAAUAACGGUAAUAACGGUAAUGGAAACAACGGUAAUGGCGGCAGCAAUGGCAACCCUCCGUGCAACCACAACCAAGGCUCAGGCGGGAUCGUCAUUGGGGGAGGCGCUGGUGGUGGUAGUGGCAGUUUGCUGUUUCCACAACUGACUCUGAACAUCCAGCUGCAGGUACGGAGUGUUACACAUGUAAAGACGUAUUCUGCAUGUCACAAGAACUUGUCACGUGCCCCAAGGACAAACAACUCUGCAUGAACGUCAUCUCCCAGACCAUUCAAGGAGAGAGGAGCUUCAGCAAGCAGUGCGCUGGCGAAAGUGUCUGCAAAGACAAAUGGUGGCUCAAGACUGCCGGUUUGGCCGACUGCUUCCUGUUGACAGACGAUCCCUUCGGGCCUGCUGGCAUGAAACUGGACGAGUGUGCGUUCUGUUGCCAGGGCAGCGGUUGCAACCGGAAAGCUAUCCCGGACAUGAGCACGGUGUAUCAGCCAUAGAUGUGUACUGCUCCAUAGAGACGACAGGCUAUUGACCACUUUUCAGAGCACAUCAACAUUGAUGUUUCUUCCCAUAAGAAGUAUUUAUAUUUGGCCACAAAUGUAUUGUAUAUCUACAGGGCAUUCCCCAUUUGUCUGUGUGAAAUGUGUUGUGUUUUCAAGUGUAUUAAUUCACCGCCAUCAAUUUUAAAGACUGUAUUUGAAAACGCAUUUUUAUUCCAAUUAUAUGGUUUGUCUAUAAAACGAUAUGUAUCACCAAAAAUGUUUGAGGUUAAAAAGUUACAUAAAUAUUUUUUACUCAUAAAGAAAUAGUGAGAACAAAUUUUAAUGCACUAAAACAAAUCAGUCUCAGAAUUCACAAAAGCAAACUUUAAUAUCAAGCUGUUUUGUUUAAUUAUUCCAGUUUUCACAAGAUGUACAAGUGCAUUUUCGAAAGGCAUUACAUCUGUACGAAGAUCAAUAUCAGUUUUACAAGUAUGACAUAGAAGAACUCUUUUUAUAAGACAAAAAAGAACGUAAAAUAACUAGCAACGUUCCUUGUGUGUGAGCAAAGCCUUUUGAGGACAUGAAAGAACAUUUAUUUGUUUCGUCUUAGCAUCUGUAUUAAGUGUAAUCUGCGCCUUCACAAGAGCUUUGGGUUGACCCUACGAUAGGAAAAAUGAGAGCUUCCGCAUGCAGACGAAUAGAACACCACAAUCAUUCUUUC
Molecule: messenger RNA, 1830 nt
Organism: Aplysia californica (California sea hare)
Lineage: Eukaryota; Metazoa; Mollusca; Gastropoda; Aplysiida; Aplysiidae
Source: RefSeq, a predicted model, not a curated record